AUGUCAAGAUUAGAAAGACUAGUACUACUACUAGAUACAGGAUCAACGCCCUUUAUAAGGAACACGGCCGCUGAUCAGCUUACGGAUCUGGCGAAACAGCACCCAGAAGAAAUACUUAAUCUUUUAUCACGCGUAUAUCCCUACUUACGAUCCAAGCGAUGGGAGACUCGUGUUUCAACGGCAAAGGCUUUUGGAGGCAUUGUCAGCCAUGCUCCCGUCUGGGAUCCCAAUGCAGAUGAUAAUGAUGAAUCCCCAGAACAGAUAAAAAAGGAAUUGCCCUCUGACUAUGACAAGAUUUCGAGUCUCGAUGAAUCCCUAAUUACAUUCGAUGACUGGAACUUAUAUGAAAUAAUUACGCAUGGCCGCAAACUAUUGGCCUCAGGAGAUGGUGUUUUGGAUCAUGAACAUCCAAAAAACUUAGCGAACUAUAAAAACGACAUUAAGAGACAAAAGAAAUCCAUCAAUAGUAAUUUAGGACUUCCAGGGUUUCCCCAGGACGACAACGAAUAUGGUUCACACAGCCCAGAACUAGAUUCAGACAUCAAAAAGGAGGACCUUGAAGCAUCAGUAAAGAUCGAAGUUAAGAAUGAACUCAACACUGACCAUGAAAAGCUCCUCUCCUCUGCUUCUCCAGGAAUUUCUGAAACAGAGGCUAUCAAAACAGAGAAAAAGGCAAGCGCCCGCAUGAAAGCAUUGGCAAGACGGAAAGCAAAGGCAAAUGCCAAGAAUAGUGCUUUUUCCAAGAAUAAGCCUGUUGACCUAUCUCAAAGUUCAGUGAGCAGGCAACUCGAAAAAGAUGGGUCAAUUCCCGAGCUCAAGCAAACAGGUGACACCGCUACCCCAGUAGAUGAGAAAAGUGACCUUAUGGAUGUGGAUAUCACCUCUCAAGCCAAUGGUAACAAGAUAGUCGUUGAACACAAAGUGUCUGCUAUAUCCCCAAUCCUCCAGAAUGCCAGUGCUGCAUCAGGUUAUGUUUGGCCCUUCCAAGGAGUUUAUGAGCUUAUGCUUUUGGAUUUAUUUGAUCCUAUCUGGGAAAUCCGACAUGGUGCUGCAAUGGGUCUGCGUGAACUUCUAAAGAAACAUGCUUUAGGAGCAGGGAGAGUUAAGGGUAAAACGAUCGAAGAAAACAAUCAGAGAAAUAAUGCCACUUUAGAGGAUUUAUCUUUCCGUAUAUUAUCGCUUUUUGCUUUAGAUCGUUUUGGAGAUUAUGUUUCCGACACAGUUGUUACCCCUGUAAGAGAAAACGCUGCUCAAACACUUGCAACCGUUCUUUUACAUUUGCAUGAAGACUUGGUAUUAAAAGUUUUUCACACAUUAGCUGAUCUUAUCACACAGGAUGGUAUCGAACCCAAAUGUUGGGAAGCGAAACAUGGCGGUAUGUUGGGGCUUCGAUACUUUGUAAGUGUUAAAACAGACAUUUUGUUCAAGUAUCCCGAUGAACUUUUGUCCAAGGUCGUUGAUAUGGUGCUUCUUGGCUUAAACCAAAGUUCAGACGAUGAUGUGCAAAGCGUAGCUGCCUCUACCUUGACACCUAUCACGAAGGAGUUUGUGAAGCUUAAACUGGGACUGGUGUUUAAUAUUGUUGAUGUGUUGUGGGGAUGCCUAACAGAUAUAAAGGACGACCUAUCUGCUGCAAUUGGCUCAGUAAUGGAUUUAUUAGCCAAGCUAUGCUCUCAUACCGAAGUUUUGGAAAAACUUAAGAAGGAUGCACAAUUCAAGACUCUUAUUCCAAGGUUAUACCCGUUUCUUAGACAUUCCAUAACAUCUGUGAGAAAGUCAGUACUUCGAACCCUGCAAGCGUUUUUGACUAUCGACGAUCCUUUCGUUAAGGAUUGGAUAGACGCCAAAACCUUCCGACUGAUAUUUCAGAAUAUACUGUUGGAACAGAAUCCUGAAGUUUUGGCUCUGUCAUAUCAACUAUAUGAAACCCUGUUACAAGAAGCAACCAAUUCUAAAUAUGUUACUAUUUUGGAUGUUUUCAAAGAUAAUUAUCUUCCAUUACUGGCUUUAUUAUCAAUUCCAAUUGGAGUGUCCCGUUCAACUUACGCAAUGCCUAGAUCUUUAUUAGUUAGGCCGCGGGGAAACAUGCAGUAUGAUUUAGAAUUUGUGAGAUCAAUAUUUGAUGAUCCUGUUGGAGCUGGAAUAGACUCAAUCAACAAUGACACCAAUGGUAAAAAAAGAAAGAUGUCCUCAUCGUCUAAACCGGACUUCAGGGAUGAUGAUACCGGUAUGCCCUCACAUUAUGAGUCAAGAGUGGAUAUAGAUGCACCUAUUAUCAAUGGUGAUCUUUCUUUAGUUCCUACGGAGACAUUCGUGGACACUAAGACCUAUGCCUCCAAAGCUUACGGCCGUACACUCACUAACAUUUCUGAUGAGAAUGUUUUAAGUGACGUGUUUACACUACUACUCAAAUGUAUGCAAUCGCCUUAUUCAUCUACUAGAUUGUUUGGUGCCAUCGUUCUUGAAGAAUAUAGUAUUUCUUUGAAUGCUUCUAGCAUAUCCCAGGAGGAGAAGGAGAAAUUUCUUAAUAUUGCCAGAAACAUAGUUAGUGAUCAUCUUUCACAGCUCCUACAGAAUCCGGAUUCGUUACCAUUCUUUAGGGAGCUUACUGGAACACUUAAGGGCGUGCGAACAUCAUGUUUGUAUCUAUUUGCCACAUUCACUGACGUUGGAAAACUGCCAGCAAGCAAAGUUCCGCAACUUCCGAUUGUGGUUCAGGGUGAAGUUCAAGCAGGCCCCAGUGCAUUCAGCAUUGAUACAAGUCGAAAAAUCAUUGAUUCCUCUUAUGACAAGUUACUAAAAAGUUUAUCUCCAAUGUAUAGAAUGUCUGCCUCUAAUGCACUUGAAGAUGCCAAAAAGAGAAUAGAACUGGCUAUACAUGAUACGAAUAGGGCCAAGAACGAGAGAACCACAAGGGUAUUAUCAGCGUUUGCUGCGCUGUCACUACAAUUAAAUGGUCUCCCUAAGAAAUUGAACCCUGUCAUUCGUUCUCUGAUGGACAGCGUGAAAUCAGAGGAGCUAGAAACUUUGCAGUUGAGAUCGGCAACUUCUAUUACACACUUAGUCUCGAUACUCAACCAACAAAACAAGAAAAAUGCCGCCGACAAAAUUACAAAAAACCUAUCAGCUUUCCUUUGUGUUGACACAUCUGAAGUUCCUGAAUUUACUCCAAAUGCUACGUUCAAAGAUACAAUCCUUUCAUUGAAGAGAGAAGAAUCAAAACUGGAUGCUUUAGAGGUAGCAGCGUUGGAAAGGGAAGCCCAUUUUGCAGCUAUAAAACGACGUGGUGCCCUUUACACUUUGAAUAUAUUCUUGGACAAGUACGGAGUUUCCCUUUUUGAGCAACUCCCAACUUUAAAGUCUAUAAUAUUUUCGCCACUUGAGAAGCUUAAUGACAAAGCGGAGUAUGAUGACGAAACUGGCCAGUCAUUGGUAGACAGUUUGGGCAUCCUUCGUGCCUUGUUUGUUAAUUUGCAUCCAGAUUUAAGGUACCUGGUAAUUGAGAAAGUGCCACUAAUCUUGUUAGCACUGAAAUCACAAUAUUCAGUAUUCCGAUACUGUGCUGCAAGGUUGCUAGCAUUAUUGAGUUCAUGUGUACCGACUAAACUAAUUCCCAUUGUCAUCAAAGAUAUUUUGCCAAUGAUAAAUGACCCCGGAUCUCUAGUGAAACGCCAGGGUAGCAUUGAGUUCAUCUUCCACCUUUCUGUUACUAUGGGACCUAGCAUCUUACCAUAUGUGGUGUUUUUAAUUGUUCCGGUUCUAGGGCGUAUGAGCGAUGCUAACAACGAUGUUAGAUUUCUGGCAACCACAACUUUUGCCUCAAUCAUCAAGCUAGUUCCAUUGGAGGCCGGCAUUGAAGACCCACCAGAUAUGCCCAAAGAGUUACUGGAAGGAAGAGACAGAGAAAGAGAAUUCAUUCAACAAAUGAUGGAUCCUACUAAGAUUAAACCAUUUGAAUUGCCAGUUUCAAUUAAUGCUACCUUGAGGAAGUAUCAACAAGAGGGAGUUAACUGGUUAGCUUUCCUAAAUAAAUAUCAUUUACAUGGCAUAUUAUGUGAUGAUAUGGGUCUAGGAAAGACUUUACAGACCAUCUGUAUCGUAGCCAGUGACCAUUAUUUGAGACAAGAGGAGUUUGCAAAGUCUCAAAAUGCUAACUUUAGAAAGAUCCCAUCUUUGAUCGUUUGUCCACCCUCGUUAACCGGCCAUUGGGAGCAGGAAUUCAAACAAUAUGCAGCUUUCAUGACGAUCUUAGUUUAUACUGGCAGCCCUUCAAACCGUUCCAGCUUGAGGGGAAAAUUGGGCGAUGUUGAUGUGAUCAUUACUUCUUAUGAUGUUGCAAGGAAUGACUUGGAGCAUUUGGUGAAGCAUGAUUUCAACUACUGUGUCCUAGACGAGGGCCACAUUAUCAAGAAUUCAAAUACCAAGUUGACUAAAUCUGUCAAAAAAUUCAGAGCAGAACAUCGUUUGAUUCUUUCUGGAACUCCAAUUCAAAAUAAUGUCCUUGAGUUAUGGUCUCUAUUUGACUUCUUGAUGCCAGGCUUUUUGGGGACUGAAAAGAUAUUUCAAGAAAAGUUUGCCAAACCAAUUGCCGUAUCCCGAAACUCCAAGACAUCUUCCAAGGAACAGGAGGCUGGUGCACUGGCUCUAGAGUCAUUACAUAAGCAAGUUUUACCUUUCAUGCUAAGACGUCUGAAAGAGGAUGUUUUAUCUGACUUACCCCCUAAGAUAAUUCAAGAUUACUACUGUCAACUUAGUGAUUUGCAACGUCAAUUGUAUAGAGAUUUUGCCAAAAAACAAAAGGGAACUGUCGAGGCCGAGGUUAAGGAUGCUAACGAAAAGAAAGAGAGCAAACAGCAUAUUUUCCAAGCUUUGCAGUACAUGAGAAAGUUGUGCAAUCAUCCAGCAUUGGUGGUGACUCCGAAGCACCCACAAUACGCAGAUGUUCAAGCGUAUUUAAGAGAUUCAAAAAUGGAUAUUAGAGACAUUAGACAUGCUCCAAAGCUAGUUUCCUUAAAGACUUUGUUGCUAGAAUGCGGAAUAGGCUCAAGUGAUGAAAAUAGCGAAGAAGGACUUGGAUCUUCACUAAGAAGACAACAGCAACAAUUGGUGACUGGAUCUGAAGGUGUAAUUAGUCAACAUCGUGCUCUGAUCUUCUGCCAGUUGAAAGAUAUGCUUGAUAUGGUGGAGAAUGAUUUGCUUCGCAAACACAUGCCUAGUGUAACUUAUAUGAGAUUGGAUGGUUCCACCGAUCCUCACAGUAGACAAUCUAUUGUCAGAAAAUUCAAUGAAGAUCCCUCCAUUGAUUUGCUGUUACUGACCACUAAAGUUGGUGGACUGGGUUUGAACCUCACCGGAGCAGACACCGUGAUAUUUGUGGAGCACGACUGGAAUCCAAUGAAUGAUCUUCAGGCAAUGGACAGAGCUCACCGGCUGGGCCAAAAGAAGGUCGUCAAUGUCUACAGAUUGAUCACCCAGAACACGCUAGAAGAGCGCAUCAUGGGACUACAAAAAUUCAAAAUGAAUAUAGCAUCCUCAGUAGUCAACCAACAGAAUGCUGGUUUGGCAUCCAUGGAUACUGGUCAGUUAUUGGAUCUUUUCAAUGUUGAAGAUGAGAAUGGAGGGUCAACUGUACCAGCUGCUGCAACUGUUACUGCAGUUUCUGAUGAGACCAAUAGGAAAAAAGUUGAGAUCCCAGAUGAAGCUGGCCUUGGAGGAAAGGCGGGAUCAGCUGUUGGCGAGUUGGCUGAACUAUGGGAUGCUUCUCAGUAUGAGGAAGAGUACGACCUGGACUCGUUUAUCAAAACGCUGAAGUAG
This is a messenger RNA of Komagataella phaffii GS115, 5814 nucleotides long. RefSeq names its product Essential abundant protein involved in regulation of transcription. Lineage: Eukaryota; Fungi; Ascomycota; Pichiomycetes; Pichiales; Pichiaceae. The record is from RefSeq and is a predicted model, not a curated record. The coding region runs from base 1 to 5814 and encodes 1937 amino acids. The transcript has a single exon. Gene Ontology annotation, molecular function: TBP-class protein binding; ATP binding; ATP-dependent chromatin remodeler activity.